Messenger RNA from Brachypodium distachyon (stiff brome), 8473 nucleotides. RefSeq names its product leucine-rich repeat receptor protein kinase EMS1. The transcript is spliced from 5 exons. Gene Ontology annotation, molecular function: protein binding; ATP binding; protein kinase activity. Gene Ontology annotation, biological process: protein phosphorylation. The coding region runs from base 6117 to 8141 and encodes 674 amino acids. The record is from RefSeq and is a predicted model, not a curated record. NCBI's taxonomy places the organism in Eukaryota, Viridiplantae, Streptophyta, Magnoliopsida, Poales, Poaceae.
UUUUUGUUUUUGUUUUUUGAGAUGUGAUUUGGAGUUGGGUGCAAAUACAAAGUAAGACGAGGGGUUCGGGAAAAGAGAGAUUGUCUGACGUGGGGACUUACUUGUGGGUCAUAUCUGUCGAUUUCGUCUAUCAAAAUGCCUAAUCCUAGUUCAUUUGGGUUUUCUGAAACAAUUAGACUCGUAACUUGUGGUUUUCUGUUGCAAAGCAUAAAACUUGUGCCCCCGUGAAAUCGUAUCCCCAAAACCUGUGAUUUCUUGAAAUUUACUCUUCAAUAUUAAACAAGAACGUUCAUACGAAUUCUCAUCCAAGUUACUCCUCCGAUCCAUAUUAAUUGUCUCAAUUUUUUUCAAAUAUGGAUGUAUUUAUGCCUAAAAAGCGUCUAAAUACAUGUAAUAUUUCGAUAACUAAUAUGGAUCGAUGGAGAUUUUACUUCUACUUUUUACUAUUUAAGGUACUUCCUCUGAUCCUAAAUUCUUGACUCAAAUUUACGCAAAUAUGAAUUUAAAAGACGUCUAGAUACAUGUAUUUAGGAUCGAAGGGAAGGGUUAGAAAUUUCAGGGGAGGUCCACUCUGUGUAUCCGCCGGCGCUCAUGGUAAGUAACCCAUAGAUACUAUCCUAGCUACUGAAGCUCUCCUUAAUGCAAGUGUUUAGGAUUCUGGUUAUGUUUUGCCAUCAUUGCGCGGGGGUACGUCUUGAUCGAACGAUCGUACGCUCGCGGGCACUUGCACGCCCGUACUGUAUGUAUGUGCCAACUUGCGUGUGAGGACAACGCCGUGGCCGAAGGGGUAAUCCCUCAAAUGAACGCCGUCAGAUCAUAUAACUAAGCUACUACAACUUGAUUCAUGUCUUCAUCCGGCCAGCUAAUCAGUUACUUGGGUAUGAUGGUAUAUCCAUAUAUAGCCGUACUACUUGGUCUAUAAAAUCAAAGUGCUGGAGCAAGCAAAGGGAUCGGAGAUCAUCACACACAACACAAACUGAAUACACCUCUUCUGUCUUCUGAGCUAAAAUCAAAGGGCAGGAGCAAGCAAAGGAGAGAUCAAUGGCGGCCAACGUAGCAAGGAAGCUGGCGACGGCGAUGAUGGUGAUGGGUGCGGUGCUGCUGACGGCGGCGGUGGCUGCCGACGUUGAGGGCCAGACGACGACGACGGACUACUGCAACGCCGUCGACCCACUGGUGUUAGGCGUUUGUGUGGAGGCUGCGGAGAAGAAUUCCCCGGGGCUCGUCGAGCAGUGCUGCAGCAGCUUGUUGUCCAGUGACCCGGAACAAGCUGCGGUUUGUCCGGAGGGACUCAAGGAGAAGAGCCUCAGGGAGAUCUUCACAUGCACCAUGAAACAAAUCAGAGUUUAAUUAACACGGAGACAGCACGCGCUGAACCCCGAUUUCCUCUUUCUUCAGCCUUUUCCUCCGAAGGCCGAUCUUCGCGUGCUCCUUGAUGUCGGCGUGGCAUCCGACAGGUGAGCGCCAUCUGUUAGAAAUAAGUCAAACCACCUGGUUUCGGGCUGGUUGAGACUAACUGACUCAAAAUGUGUGGCUGACAGAUUUGUGUGGUUUGGCGAAACUACCACCCCCAAAAGAGUGCUUUUUUUGAAAUGGGAACGCCUGCAGCUCAGUCGGUGUGUGAUGUCCAUGCAUGUGUGUGUGUUUCAGAGUUUGGGAUCACGAUAAAAAGCAUUCGUCUCCUUAUAGUAACAUAACUUCAGCUUCCAUUUAUAUGCUUCUCAUGUGUAUUGCUACAAAUUUUAAAACGAUGGUAUAAAUUUGAAAAAUGACUGAUCCUGACGGCUCGGCCAACACCACGGAGAAAGGAAAAAGGCAACAAAAAUAAUAACUUGCAAGUAAAACUUUAUGCGCGAUUUUAAAAAUUGCAAGGGAAACUUUAUGCGUGAUUCUUGCGCGAUUCUAAAAAUUGCAGGUGAAACUUUACGCGUGAUCCUAAAAGUUGCGGGUGAAACUUAUGCGUGAUUCUAAAAGUUGCAGCUGAAAUCUAUGCACGAUUUUAAAUAUUGCAUGGAAAAGCUUUGGUUACUCUCGAGCUCCUUGCUCCUCCUAUCGGCCACCGUCCAUCUUGUCCCAUACAGAUGACGGCCGCGCACAAGUCCAACGUUAGGAAGACGGAAAGUUUAAUCGGCCCCACCGCACGUCUUUUGAGCUGACCGGAUCGCAUCCGCUGAGGCUUUCUCCCGUUCACACGUCUGAGUCCCGAUUCCUCCCUUUCUCUUUUUCUCUCUGCUCCCCUUCCCGUCCUUCCGCCUCCUGCAGUGAGUCCCGCCGGCGUGCUCCCCGCCCUGCUCCCCGCCGGCUCCUUCCUCCACCAUCGUCCCCUCCCUCCACCUCCUCCCAUCCUUCCCUCAGCCGGCCCCUCCUUUCGCCAUAGAUCCCAAUUUCAACGUUGCUUGGUUUGGUUCGAGGAGGAAGAGGGGGAGAUGAAGAAAGGUGUGCCGGAGUUGGGCGUUGAAGGUUGAUGCACGCUCAUUGUCUUGGUCCAAGUCCGCAGACUCUGAAAGGCGUCGGCACGGCCGGUGGCCAGCAGCAAGACAAGGAUGAGCUGGAACAUCAGCAUGUCCGGUGCUGCCAUCUUCCCUCUCCCUUUGCUCUGCUCCAUAUCCUCCGUCAAUUGAUUGAACACCUGAUUUGGAUGAGCAAGAGUUAUUGCCUUGCUCUGGUUCUUCAAUUGGUCACACCUCAUUCAGAUAGAGCAGUGGAAGUGUUCUUUCAUUGCUCAAUGUUGUUUCUUCAGUGCUCAUAUGAAACCUGUUUGAGGUAACAGACGUCCUUCUUUUAGAAGUUGCUUAUUUUGUUCUUGUGGGGUUGCCUCACCCAAAUUUUAGCAAAGAGUGACAUAAAGCAGAUGUGGUCUGUAGAAAUGUUCUUGUGACUUGUGAGUAUGGUCUGUACUAUUUUGCUGAUUGCAGUGAAAAUGUUAUUGUGAUAUGGUCUACGCUGGUCUAGCAAAGAGCCAAAAGCCCAAAAGGUCAUCGUAAGGAGGAUUGCAGGAAGUAGCUUGGAACUUCUUCCAUCAACUAAAUAAUGAGAAAUAUUCAAAUCUCUUUUGAGCAGCAAGAGAGCGUGAGUAUGAAUUUUGGCAACACAUGUGUUGUUGUUCUCGACAACAAUUAGAGUAAGGGGUGCCAAUGCGCGAUGGCACAAGUUUGUAGUGGUGGUGAUGGUGGUGGUGGUGGUGGUGGGGGCGGCGGUGUCGUCGUCGUAGUAGUAGUUGUCGUCGUGGUAGUAGUGGUGGUGGUGGUAGCCGUAGCCGUAGCCGUAGCCGUAGCCGUAGCAGUCGCAGUCGGAGUCGGAGUAGUAGUAGUAGUAGUCGUACCUCUUCCUACUGUAAUAAAGCCAAAAUAAUCAAGGCAGUGUAACAUAAGGACGGGAAGGUAGCAAGGUAAUUACCUUAUCUUUGUAUAAACCCUUCGGGGGUUUUCUAAAGGAAAAAUCGUAUGUAAACUAUAUUGUGAAAUGAAGUAGUUUAGUAAUUUCCUUGGUCUUGUUAAAUGUGUUUAUACGGAUGGGUGCUUAUGCUAGGGAUCCUAUAGGAGAAACCUCUGCGUUUAGUUCUCUAUUAAGCCUCUCGUAUGGCGUUUGAAUGAGAACCUUGUAACCGUAGAGAAGUGUUCCCUUCGGAUGGAAUUGACUGGGAAAACGAUAAGAAAUCACCCAUAUAAACUUGUUUAAGAACACCUAGGAAAAUAAACUUAGCUACUCCUGAAGCAAUAUAGUGAAAAAUACGGUGAGUACUGAGUAGAAUUUUUACACCACUGCACGAACCGUCGGUAGCUCAGUUGGCCUCACCAGUCUUAAAAGAUCCUGUAAAAGAUAAUCUUAAUAAUUAAAUAUUAAUCAAACAUAUAAUUUAAUAUUAGUCGAUAUAACCUGAAUAUUUAGUAUCUAAUAUUUAUUAUAUUUUGACCAUCAGCCAAAUGUUUUACGCCAACCUAUAUGUUUGACCAUCAGCCAAAUGUUCUAUUCCCUCCGGUCGGAAUUAUUUGUCGAAAUAUUACAUGUAUUUAGACACUUUUUACACAUAGAUACGUCCGUAUUUAAGAAAAUUUGAGACAAGUAAUACCGAUCGGAGGAAGAACUAUAUAUUUUAUUAUCAAUAUCAUGGAUGCAGUCCAAAUAUGCAGCCUCCGUCCAUGUGUAGCUGUGGAUGUAACAGUUUCAGAUCAGGAAGGAACAGUGGUUUCCCAUGUGCAGCUGUGGAUUGAACAGUAUUGGCAUGGCCCAUGUUAUGGCCCAUGUAUAACACUAACGGCAGCAUUCCUCCACACCGUUUGCUGCCAUCACAUCGACAUCUGCUUUCGUCAGUCAUGGCAGGAUCCAACGGGCUGAUGCAUAGUUUCGGACGGCCGUGAUUGGUGGAGCAAUGUGCUCGAGAGUAAAAAAUCCUCUCAUAUUGCAUUGCAGGUGAAACUUUAUACAUUCUAAAAAUAAAAUCGCAGGUGAAACUUUAUGCCAACCACUAAGCCAGCAAGCAAAUCUUCUGCAUCGGUUGUUAUUUUUAUUUAACUGGGAUUUGUCUUCGUAGAAAUUUCAGCACGAAUCUCAGCACAUGUCUGAUGGUCCACGACGUCGACUGAGAAAACGAAAUUCUCAGGCGACCAUGUCCUAGCAAAUCCGUUUUUAAAUUUAUUCAAAUUCUUAGCUAUGACCAAAAUUGUGGUGUCUAUUAUUGGGAUAAAGACCAAUUUUUUGGUAAGCAAAUACCUCCUUACUAAUCCCAGUUUAUUUUAUUUUUGACAACUUUAGGCAGGGUGUGUUUGUGGUGAGCACAAGUCUAAUCUAUCAAAAUUUGGCUAGCCAGUAUCUUAGUUAAGGUUUGGUUUGUCCAUAUUUUGUCCAAUAUUAACAAGAAAAUAAACCGGUACGUAUGUCAAAUAGUGGCCACUAUCUAGACAAAAGCCGAAAUAUUGGCCAUAAUAAUAAAAAAUAGCCUGGUUAGUUUUGGUCACCGUCUAAACACGUCGCUAACCUCUUGGCAACAUAAUCUCUGAUCAACUCCAUUUUCUGCAUCUCGACAAAAUUUACCAAUCAUGCCCCAUUUGGAAAAAAGGAUAUUCAUAGGAACUUCAUAGGAAAGGAAUUUCACGGGAAAUUUUCCUACGAUGUCCUUUGGAUUGUAGGAUUGGCAUUGAGAAUUCCUAUAUGAAUGUUUUCUUUCCUUCAUGUUUCGGAGGAUUCAAAACAUUUGCUCAAACUUCAUGUUUCCACUUUCUUUGAGAACUCCGAUACAACAUGUGUCUUUUUCUCUCCUCUUUUCUCUCUUUUGAAAAAUAUUUUCCUACGAAAUUCAUGCGAGGCAUCCAAACAACUUUGUUGUAAAAUUCCAUUCCGUAGUAAUCAAUAGAACAUAUCAUUCAAUUUCUGCAGAUUACAUGCUCCUGGAUUUUUCCUAUCCUACGACCCCUUCUUUUCGGAUUUAGGACGGGCUUCUCCGACUUCGAGAAGCCCGUCCUAAAAGCCGAGAAGAAGGGAGGUCUAUGUUCCAAACGGGGCCUCAAUAGAAAUAAAAAACACAAUAAAAACCUUCGUGAUAGAAAACGCAACAUAACACAGUGAGAUUGGACAACACUGGAAGCUUUAUCACAACCCUGACACGAGACCCAUGGGCGGAUCCAGCACAUACUGAGUGGGGGUCAAUGCCCCCACUCAAAUUUGAUACGCCAAUACAAAUUAUAAAUUUUUACCAUUGGUGCCCCUUCUAAUUUAAGUUAUAACCUUUUAAAAAUGUUUAAAGUGUCUCCUCUUAACUAUUCUCCUGGCUCCGCCCCUGGCGAGGCCAAUACAGCAGCAGGAGGCGAGCAACAAUACAGUUCCUCAAGAGAAAUGCAAAAAUAAGAGUAAAGUACAACCAUGUAAAAAAGCUAGAUUUCGAACUUGUAUACGGGCAAAAGGAAAUUGUCCUCGAAAAGCUGGAAAUUCCGUCGAAAGGAAGUACUGUACUGUACUAGGCACAGCAGGAGCGACAAAUUUACCACUUUACCCGGCACUAGCUUUCAGGCUUCCAGCCACAGCCACAGCCGUCCUAUUGCCAUUCCCUCCCCCCUUUUGAGAGCUCCACUCCACAGUCCUCAACACCCCACCGCUCUCUUCUCCCCCUCUCGCUCGCUCCAAUGGCGGCCACCGCGCGCGUCCUCUUCCUCCCCUUCCUGCUCCUCCUCCUGACCGUUCUCGCCGCCUCGGCGCGCAACGAGGAGGACGCCCAGGCGCUGGCCGCGCUGAAGGCGGCCCUGGACCCAUCGGGCCGGGUGCUGGGCUCGUGGGACCCGGCCCGCGGCGACCCUUGCGGCGGCUCCUUCGUCGGCGUCACCUGCGACCGUGGCGCCGGCGGCCGCGUCACGGGCGUCUCGCUGCAGGGCCGCGGGCUCUCCGGGACCCUCCCGCCGGCGAUAGCCGGGCUCCGGCGGCUCAAGGGGCUCUACCUGCACUACAACGGCAUCAAGGGCGCCAUACCCAGGGAGAUUGGGAAACUGUCCGAGCUCGCUGACCUUUACCUCGAUGUUAACCAUCUCUCUGGGCCUGUUCCCGUCGAGAUUGCAGCCAUGGGGAACCUCCAAGUGUUGCAGCUGGGUUACAACCAGUUGACAGGCAGCAUACCACCCCAGCUGGGCAACCUGAACAAGCUUGCUGUUCUUGCACUGCAGUCCAACCAGCUGACCGGUGCCAUUCCAGCAACUCUGGGUGACCUUACUCGACUGACACGGCUUGAUUUGAGCUUCAACAGACUAUUUGGAUCUAUCCCUUCGAAGAUCGCUGAGGCUCCGCUGCUCGAGGUCUUCGAUGUUCGCAAUAACACUCUAUCCGGGAGCGUCCCUGCUGGCUUGAAGAGACUGAAUGGAGGCUUCCAAUAUGUGAACAAUAGGGAGCUUUGUGGAGUUGAUUUCAGUUUGCUUGAUCUUUGCACGUCUUCAGAGAAUGGCCUGAAUCCUAGCAAACCUGAGCCUUUUGGUCCAGAUGGCACUAUCAAGAGAGGGCAAGUACCCCAGUCGGUGAAUCCAGACACAACCAGAUCUUCAAAGGCCUCUUCAGGAGUUCUUAUUGUCGGUAUUGUUGCUGUGGUUAUUGGUGCUGCAUUCUGUGGAAUAUUUGCAUUCUCAUAUUAUCGCCGGCAGAAGCAGAAGAUUGGCAGCUCUCUGGAGGUUUCUGAUAGUAGGCUUAGCACAGACCACUACCAGCAGAAGGAAGCCUGCCGAAGGAGUGCUUCUCCUCUGAUUAGUAUUGAGUACUCAAAUGGAUGGGACCCGUUGUCAAGUGGAGGUUGCGGAUCAUCCGGUGAGGUUGGUGAUAGCUUUAGGUUCAACCUUGAAGAGGUCGAGUGUGCGACUCAGUACUUCUGUGAGGUUAACUUGUUAGGUAAGAGCGGUUUUGCUGCGACAUACAAGGGGAUGCUGCGUGAUGGCUCUGUUGUUGCUGUUAAGAGCCUCAACAAGACAAGUUGCAAGCAAGAGGAGUCUGAUUUCUUGCGAGGUCUGAAGACACUCACCAUUCUGCGACAUGAGAACCUUGUUGGCCUGAGGGGCUUCUGCUGCUCUAGGGGGAGAGGGGAGUGUUUCCUUGUGUAUGAUUUCAUGGUUAAUGGGUCCUUGUCACGAUAUCUUGAUGUUAAGGAUGGUUCCGGUGCUAGUGUUCUCGAUUGGCCUACAAGAGUUUCCAUCAUCAGAGGCAUUGCAAAAGGUAUAGAGUACCUACACAGUAAGAAGAGCAACAAGCCAUCGUUAGUGCAUCAGAACAUAUCAGCCGAGAAAAUUCUACUCGACCACCACUUCAUCCCACGGCUGUCGGUCCCAGGACUGCAUAAGCUCCUUGCUGACGAUGUUGUCUUCUCAACCCUGAAGGCCAGCGCAGCCAUGGGGUAUCUUGCCCCCGAGUACGCUAACACUGGCCGCUUCACCGAGAAGAGCGACGUCUUUGCUUUCGGGAUCGUUGUUCUCCAGGUCAUCACAGGCAGAAGGGCUGUCUCACAAUUGAAGGUAGGCACAGCGGUCAGUGACCUCGAAGGCCUGGUUGAUCUAAACCUCGACGGUGUCUUCUCAAGGACUGAGGCUGCUAAGCUCGCAGCGGUGGCCGUCCAUUGCACAAACGAAGCGCCGAGCCAACGGCCGACGAUGGAGGCUGUUGUUCAGCAACUCAGCAGCUGAUGCUGAGGGCCUGAACAAGAGCUGGUAUGAAAGAACUCUUUUGUGAUAGUACUAGUAAGCUGGAGGAGGGUAAUGAUCCAGUUGCCACUGACAUGCUAAUGUAGUAAUGUGGAACAUGUUGGCACCGAUUAACUAGUCACUUUUCUAGUGAUCUCACCUUUUGUAUCACAAUCUUUUCAUCACUGGAAUGCUGAAAGUUUGUGUGUGAGAUGUGAACCUUUGGUUCUCUAGAUCAGUAUGCCAUGGAUGUAGAUUUGUAAGCCAUUAGGCCUAGCUAUUAGCAAUUUUAAUGCGACUUUGGUCAUCAAUGCACUACUGGCAUAUUUCCUGCA